GGGUUUCCGAGUAAAGCCCAGAAUCAUCCCAAUUCAAGCAAAGAUCCGAGAAAUUUUCAUGCCUGCACUAAGUUCUACAAUGACCGAAGGCAAAAUCGUCUCUUGGGUUAAAUCAGAAGGCGAUAAACUCAACAAAGGAGAGAGUGUUGUUGUUGUUGAAUCUGAUAAAGCUGAUAUGGAUGUUGAGACUUUUUACGAUGGUUAUUUAGCUGCGAUUAUGGUUGAAGAAGGUGGUGUUGCUCCUGUUGGUUCUGCUAUUGCUUUGUUAGCUGAAACUGAGGAUGAGAUUGCUGAUGCUAAGGCUAAAGCUUCUGGUGGUAGUGGUGGUGGUGAUUCUAAGGCUCCUCCUACGGCUGCGAUUGAAGCACCUGUGGCUGUUGAGAAGAAGAUUGCGGCUCCUCCGGUGUCGGUUAAGGCGGUUGCGGCGUCUGCGGUGCAUCCGGCGUCUGAAGGAGGGAAGAGGAUUGUGGCGUCGCCUUAUGCUAAGAAGUUAGCUAAGGAAUUGAAAGUGGAGUUGGCUGGUUUAGUUGGAAGUGGGCCAAUGGGAAGGAUUGUGGCUAAGGAUGUUGAGGCGGUUGCUGCUGGAGGAGGAGUUCAAGCUGCUGUAGCUGUUAAGGAGGUAGCGGCAGCUCCUGGUGUGGAGUUGGGAUCGGUGGUUCCGUUUACGACAAUGCAGGGGGCUGUGAGCAGGAAUAUGGUGGAGAGCUUGACGGUUCCUACUUUUAGAGUCGGCUACACGAUCACUACGGAUGCUCUUGAUGCUCUCUACAAGAAGAUUAAGUCGAAAGGUGUGACAAUGACGGCACUCCUAGCAAAGGCAACUGCACUUGCACUGGCGAAACAUCCAGUUGUAAACUCGUCCUGUAGAGAUGGUAACAGUUUUGUGUAUAACAGUAGCAUCAACGUUGCUGUUGCUGUUGCUAUUGAUGGUGGUUUGAUCACUCCGGUGCUUCAGAACGCUGAUAAGGUUGACAUUUAUUCGUUGUCUAGAAAAUGGAAAGAAUUGGUUGAUAAGGCUCGAGCCAAGCAGCUGCAGCCUCAGGAGUACAACACUGGUACCUUCACUCUCUCUAACCUAGGAAUGUUUGGCGUUGAUCGGUUUGAUGCUAUUCUACCCCCUGGAACAGGAGCGAUUAUGGCUGUAGGAGCAUCUCAACCUUCAGUGGUUGCUACUAAAGACGGCCGCAUUGGCAUGAAAAACCAGAUGCAGGUGAAUGUGACGGCAGAUCAUCGUGUCAUCUAUGGUGCUGAUCUCGCACAGUUCUUGCAAACAUUGGCAAGCAUUAUUGAGGACCCAAAGGACCUUACAUUCUAGGCCAAAUUACUGCUUUUCGCAUCCCAGUCUUCUCUGCUCUUGAUUCCAUGGGAGCUUGUAUUUCUGCGGUAAUCAGUUUCUUUGAUAGAAUCAACCUAUUAAGAGUAA
This is a messenger RNA of Arabidopsis arenosa, 1423 nucleotides long. The record is from the annotation of a GenBank genome assembly. Lineage: Eukaryota; Viridiplantae; Streptophyta; Magnoliopsida; Brassicales; Brassicaceae.